Messenger RNA from Ipomoea nil (Japanese morning glory), 1680 nucleotides. RefSeq names its product alpha-amylase-like. The record is from RefSeq and is a predicted model, not a curated record. NCBI's taxonomy places the organism in Eukaryota, Viridiplantae, Streptophyta, Magnoliopsida, Solanales, Convolvulaceae. The transcript has 4 exons. Gene Ontology annotation, biological process: carbohydrate metabolic process. Bases 94 to 1368 code for a protein of 424 amino acids. Gene Ontology annotation, molecular function: alpha-amylase activity; calcium ion binding.
GAGUGUCUAUCCAAAGUGUAAACUUCCCGGCUAUAUAACACCCCUAAUCUCACUGCUUCUCCUCAUCUGGGUUCGAAUCAAUAAUCCACAAAAAUGAAUCUUUUUCAAUUUCUUUCUUGCUUCUGUCUUGCCUGCAUUUUUGUUCCUGCAAUUGGCUCUACUCUGUUAUUCCAGGGGUUCAACUGGGAAUCAAACAAGCAGCAAGGUGGUUGGUACAACUCGCUCAUCAAUUCGAUCCCGGAUUUGGCUAAUGCUGGGAUAACUCAUGUUUGGUUGCCACCACCCUCCCACUCUGUUGCUCCCCAAGGGUAUAUGCCUGGAAGGCUGUAUGAUUUGGAUGCAUCCAAGUAUGGAAAUAAGCAACAAUUGCAGGCACUGGUGGCGGCGCUUCACGACAAAGGGAUAAAGGCGGUGGCCGACAUAGUGAUAAACCACAGAUGUGCUGACUACAAAGACAGUAGGGGGAUUUACUGCAUCUUCGAAGGUGGCACGCCGGAUGAUCGCCUCGACUGGGGUCCGGGCCUCAUCUGCAAAGACGACACGCAAUACUCCGACGGCACUGGCAAUGCCGACACCGGUAUGGACUUCGGCGGCGCCCCCGAUAUCGACCAUCUUAACCCCAGGGUACAGAAGGAGUUAUCGGAGUGGAUGAAUUGGCUCAAGUCUAAGAUUGGGUUUGACGGUUGGAGAUUCGACUUUGUCAGGGGAUAUGCAGCUAGCAUUACCAAGAUUUACAUGGAGAGUACUUCGCCGGAGUUCGCCGUCGGAGAGUUCUGGAAUUCCAUGGCUUAUGGUUCGGACGGAAAACCGGAUUACAACCAGGAUAAUCACAGGAAUGAGUUAUCUCAGUGGGUGCAAAAUGGUGGCGGCGCUGUUACUGCAUUUGAUUUUACGACCAAAGGAAUUCUUCAGGCUGCUGUGCUAGAUGAGCUCUGGAGAUUGAAGGAUCCCAAGGGAAAGCCUCCGGGAUUGAUCGGAAUAUCACCAAAAAAUGCCGUCACUUUUAUAGAUAACCAUGACACCGGUUCAACGCAAAGCAUGUGGCCUUUUCCCAAGGAUAAAGUUAUUCAGGGUUAUGCUUACAUCCUCACCCACCCCGGAGUGCCAUGUGUGUUUUAUGAUCAUUUCUUUGAUUGGGGACUGAAGGAUGAGAUUUCAAAAUUGACCUCAAUCAGGAGUAGAAAUGGGAUUAGUGAAACAAGCAAUGUGGAGAUUUUAGCUGCAGAUGCAGAUGCUUAUGUUGCAAAGAUUGAUGACAAAGUUAUAAUGAAGAUUGGGUCAAAGUACGAUGUUGGAAACCUCAUUCCACCUAAUUUCAAUUUGGUAACAUCUGGACAAGACUAUGCUGUGUGGGAGAAAAAGAUAUAAAUUUAACUUCAUGGAUCAUAAUCAACUCAAAUAAAUAUGCAUCAAUGUAGCCUUUUAAUUAAUGUCCAUAGUACAAAAAUAUGAUCUAUCACAUUUGAAGCAAAUCUAUUGGAAUAGAUCAUACAUAAUACAAAUAUGAUUUUUGUAUUAAAAAUUGAUGAGUUGGAUUCUUAAACUUUGUAAAAUGUGAGGAUUGAGGAACAACUGACUCUGAAAUUGAUUAUGUACCUACUAGGUUAUGUUCUUAAAAUAGAGCUCAAAUUAUGUCCUCUUCAAUAUUUUCCCAAUAAAAGAAAACUCGUCAUUGAGAUA